Peromyscus leucopus (white-footed mouse) is the source of this 3692-nucleotide messenger RNA. RefSeq names its product CaM kinase like vesicle associated (gene Camkv). The transcript is spliced from 11 exons. Bases 136 to 1671 code for a protein of 511 amino acids. The record is from RefSeq and is a predicted model, not a curated record. Gene Ontology annotation, biological process: peptidyl-serine phosphorylation. NCBI's taxonomy places the organism in Eukaryota, Metazoa, Chordata, Mammalia, Rodentia, Cricetidae. Gene Ontology annotation, molecular function: calmodulin binding; calcium/calmodulin-dependent protein kinase activity; ATP binding. Gene Ontology annotation, cellular component: intracellular anatomical structure.
UGGAGUCGAAGCGGCUGCAGCUGGCGCCGCGUCUGCCCCGCGUGCCCGGAGCGGAUUCUGCCGGCCGCCCCCGGAGCCCUGCUGAGCCGGUUAUCGCUUCCUCCCUGUGACCGACCAGCGUUGCAGAGCCUAGCAAUGCCGUUUGGGUGUGUGACUCUGGGCGACAAGAAGAACUAUAACCAGCCAUCGGAGGUGACUGACAGAUAUGAUUUGGGACAAGUCAUCAAGACCGAGGAGUUCUGUGAAAUCUUCCGGGCCAAGGACAAGACAACAGGCAAGCUGCAUACGUGCAAGAAGUUUCAGAAGCGGGAUGGACGUAAGGUGCGGAAGGCGGCGAAGAAUGAGAUUGGCAUCCUCAAGAUGGUGAAGCACCCUAACAUCCUGCAGCUGGUAGAUGUGUUUGUGACCCGCAAGGAAUACUUCAUCUUCCUGGAGCUGGCCACGGGGAGGGAGGUGUUUGACUGGAUCCUGGACCAGGGCUACUACUCGGAGCGAGACACGAGCAACGUGGUGCGGCAGGUCUUGGAGGCUGUGGCCUACUUGCACUCACUCAAGAUUGUGCACAGGAACCUCAAGCUGGAAAACCUAGUGUACUACAACAGGCUGAAGAACUCAAAGAUUGUCAUCAGUGACUUCCACCUGGCCAAGCUAGAGAAUGGCCUCAUCAAGGAGCCCUGUGGGACCCCGGAGUAUCUGGCACCGGAAGUGGUAGGACGGCAGCGGUACGGACGCCCUGUGGACUGCUGGGCCAUUGGUGUCAUCAUGUACAUCCUCCUUUCAGGCAACCCACCUUUCUAUGAGGAGGUAGAAGAAGAUGACUAUGAGAACCAUGAUAAGAAUCUCUUCCGCAAGAUCCUGGCUGGUGACUAUGAGUUUGACUCUCCGUACUGGGACGAUAUUUCUCAGGCAGCCAAAGACCUGGUCACAAGGCUGAUGGAGGUGGAGCAAGACCAGCGGAUCACCGCAGAAGAGGCCAUCUCUCAUGAAUGGAUUUCUGGUAAUGCUGCUUCUGAUAAGAACAUCAAGGAUGGUGUCUGUGCCCAGAUUGAAAAGAACUUCGCCAGAGCCAAGUGGAAGAAGGCUGUCCGAGUGACCACGCUCAUGAAACGGCUCCGGGCGCCAGAGCAGUCGGGCGCAGCAGCGGCAGCGCAGUCCACUUCAGACACGGCCACCCCCGGGGCUGCCGCUGGUGGGGCCAUUGCCGCCGCCGCCGCCGCCGCUGCGGGUGGAGCUGCCUCUGGGAGCAGCGCGACUGCAGCCACAGAGGGCGGUGCUGGAUGUGCUGCCAAGAGUGAUAAUGUAGCCUCUGCAGAUCGCAGCGCCACCCCAGCCACGGAUGGCAGCGCCACUCCAGCCACGGAUGGCAGCGUCACUCCGGCCACGGAUGGGAGCAUCACUCCGGCCACGGAUGGGAGCGUCACUCCGGCCACUGACAGGAGUGCCACCCCAGCUACUGAUGGGAGAGCUACCCCAGCUACGGAAGAGAGCACAGUGCCCACCACCCAAAGCAGUGCCGUACCAGCUGCAAAGGCAGCUGCCGCCCCCGAGCCGGCUGUGGCCCAGCCGGACAGCACAGCCCUAGAGGGUGCCACAGGCCAGGCUCCUCCCUCUAGUAAAGGAGAAGAGGCUUCUGGCGGUGCCCAGGAGUCUCAAAGGGAGAAGAUGAGCUGAACGGGCAGCCUGCUGGGGGUCUUGAGGGAUGGGAAGGAGGGUGGGAGUGUGGAUGAGGGGCUUCUUACUGUAUAUAGAGUCACUGGCAUGAUGCUCUAGCUCCCCCCCAAGCUCCCUCAUCCCAGUGGGGCAUGCCUGGGGGCCAUGGGAGAGCAGUCUCGUCUCCUGUGUGAAUGUGUGUGAGUGGUGGGCAGGCCAGAGGCAGGGCCAGCCCCAGCCCCUGCAUGGAUUCCUUGUGGCUUUUCUGUCUUUCGCUAGCUUCACCAGUUUCUGUUCCUUGUGGGAUGCUGCUCUAGGGAUACUCAGGGGGUCCUUGCUCUCCUUCCUCUCCCCUUCCUGCCUCAUCAUUUCCCCAGGCAGGCCCUGCAAGUCUCAUACUUUCCCAGGCCCUAAAUUGGGUGGCCUUGCCCUGAGAGCUGGUCCUCCAGCGAGGCCCUAUCAGCAGUGUUAGGCUCCCGCACAUGAAGGUGUGUACCUGUGGUGUGUGGGCUGCUCUAGGAGUAGACACUGGCCGCUAGAGAGGAUGCAGAAAUCUAGGGCAGUGUGCUUUAAGUCAAGUCUGGUCACGUGGUUGGGGGCACUGCACGUUAGCUGUGGGGAUCCUCAGAGAAUGGGUAGAAGGGUAGACGCUUCCAUCUUUUCCCCUGGGUAGGCCCUCUGAAGACCCUUGUGUUAUUUCUUGCCCUCCCUAGUCCUGUAGUGGGUUGCUCUGUAUCCUGAUUCUUAGGAAACUCUGAAGGAAAGGAGAGAAACAGUGAGGCCACAGCAGUGAGACCUAGAACAGAGUACAGGGCAAGCACCAGGGCCCCACCCUAUCUGGGUCCUUGCUCUGAGCUGGAUAGGGAGGGCUGGUGUCCCCCGGGGUCUUCCUAGAUGCCACUUCCACGGGAAGAGAUCUUACUCAUGGCCACCUCAUGCAGACUCAGGCCAUACAUCCUCUUCCUCCCAGGGAGGCAUGGCAGUACCUCAUAGGCUGCUUGAGAGUUUGCUUUGGACAGUGGCAGAUUUCUGCUCUUUGUUCAGCCACACAGAGAGGAUUUUCCUCUAUCUCUGCUAUUCCAGGCUGGGUAUCACUCAGCCAUGUUAAGUUGCUCUUGCUGGGAUGAGGAAGCAGAAUAAGAUUCCUCAGUAACUGGAGGUAUGCUCUUGGCAGGUACCCUUGGUCCGACCCAAUCACAGCCUGAACAGGCAGCCACGCUGGGCCUUGCCUAGCUGGGCACUCCACGGUGGUCCUGCCCUUCUCCCUGCAUGCCUGUGGGUCUGCUCUGGUAUGUGAAGGUUGGUGGGCUAACUGUGUGCCUGCUGAACCUGGCAAAUAAACGUCACCCUGCAAAGCCUCUGGCCACCCUCUUGCCUUUGCUUCCUCUGUCCUAUUGGGGAGGAGCCCAUGGAAGGCAGUGGGGGAGGGGAGAGGCUGGGAGCAGGUAUUUGGGUAGUGGCUGAUGCAUUGCUUGGGGUGAGAGUGAAGGCCACCUUCUCUAAUGUGUACCUGAAUGAUGUUGAUGGGGAUCCUCUGGACUCUAGGAAACCAUGUGAGUGAUGUGUUUCAGCCAAGAACUAUCUCCCCCGAGAUGAGCACUUGAAGGGCUGAUGCUUUUCCAACUAUUGUUGACCAAAGAGUCUAUGUCUUAACUUGGACAUAGAGAUGGAAUCCACUCAGGGCCAACCACUACAGGGAGAGGAGACCUUGCUCAUGGCUGGAGUGGGCCUCUUUGGGCUGGGGAAAGGGUGCGAUUGCACAUAAGUUCUGUGCUGUAUGUUGAUGCCUACUUCCUGUGAAUACCUGUGCUUUCCACUUAGACCAAAAAGAUUUCACUCUGUCUUCCCCAGCUGGAGCAGAUCUGCUUUAUAAUAUGGAGUCAUGUUUGUUUCUUCUGGGGGAGUGAUACUGCUAACUAUAUCGUAAAAAUCCCUUAGGAGACUUGCUUCAACUCAGACGGGCUUUGGUGAACUCACCUGGGUUGCUUUCUCAGGGAGGACCUUAAAUUAUCUGAUGUGGGAAUAAUAAAGAGGGUUUGUUA